AGGGCCUCACACUGACAGGAACGUCACACGGCGCUUCAGAGGCCCUGAGAGCGGACACCGGACACAGAGAUCUCAGGAUGGCCUUCAUGUUGAGACAGAGCGCCCGAGGCCUCCCCGCGGCGUCCAGAUACGGCGUCAGAUGCCUCAGCGGCUCGGCCCCCGUGCUGGCUCCAGCCGUCCAGACCAAAAGCAAGAAGACUUUGGCCCGGCCGGGCGUGAAGAAUGUCGUCGUGGUUGACGGCGUCCGCACCCCGUUUCUGCUCUCGGGAACCACAUACGCAGACUUAAUGCCGCAUGACCUGGCCAGGACCGCGCUGCAGGGUUUGCUGAAUCGUACGAACGUUCCCCGCGAGGUCGUUGAUUAUAUCGUGUACGGGACGGUUAUCCAAGAAGUGAAGACGAGCAACGUGGCGCGUGAGGCGGCUCUCGGGGCCGGAUUUUCCGAUAAAACCCCGGCUCACACCGUCACCAUGGCCUGUAUCUCCUCCAACCAGGCAAUGACUACAGCGGUGGGUCUGAUUGCCUCCGGCCAGUGUGACGUGGUGGUGGCCGGCGGCGUGGAGUUCAUGUCGGAUGUUCCCAUUCGCCACAGCCGGAAGAUGAGGAAGACUAUGCUGGGUCUGAACAAGGCCAAGACCUUGGGUCAGAGGCUUUCCAUGAUCUCCAGGAUCCGGCCCGAUUACUUUGCCCCGGAGCUCCCGGCGGUGGCCGAGUUCUCGACCAGCGAGACGAUGGGGCACUCUGCGGACAGGCUGGCCGCCGCGUUCUCCGUGUCUCGCGUGGAGCAGGAUGAAUACGCUCUGCGCUCGCACAACCUGGCCAAGAAAGCGCAAGACGCCGGCCACCUGUCUGAUGUCAUCGCCUACAAAGUGCCAGGCAAAGCGACGGUUGACAAAGAUAACGGGAUCCGUCCGUCGUCGAUGGAGCAGAUGGCGAAACUGAAACCUGCGUUCGUCAAACCGCACGGCACCGUCACGGCAGCGAACUCCUCCUUCCUGACGGACGGAGCCUCGGCGGUGCUGAUCAUGUCAGAGGAGAAGGCCCUGGCGAUGGGUUACAAGCCCAAGGCGUACCUCCGGGACUUCGUGUACGUGUCUCAGGACCCCAAGGACCAGCUGCUUCUGGGCCCGACCUAUGCGACGCCCAAAGUUCUGGAGCGAGCCGGACUGUCCCUGGCCGACAUCGACGUCUUCGAGUUCCACGAGGCGUUUGCUGGGCAGAUCGUGGCCAACCUAAAAGCCAUGGAGUCCGACUGGUUUGCGGAGAAUUACAUGGGACGGAAAACCAAGGUCGGGGCCCCGCCGCUGGAGAAGUUUAAUACGUGGGGCGGAUCUCUGUCGCUGGGACACCCGUUCGGAGCCACCGGCUGCCGCCUCGUCAUGGCCGCCGCUCACAGGCUUAAGAAGGAAGGAGGGCAGUACGGCCUUGUGGCUGCGUGUGCGGCAGGAGGGCAGGGUCACGGGAUGAUCGUAGAAGUUUAUCCUCACUGAUUUCCCGGCCGUUGCCGCCGGCGAUGCACUAAAUGCCUUAAAGUCUCUUUCCGGCUAAGAAAACAUUGCAGUUCUGUAAAUAUUUUUUAGUCGCCUCGUCUGCAAUCUGGAGUAAAUAACAUUUGUAUUUGGGGGGGGGGGGGACUGGCACUAACACCCCCCCGCUCCCCGCAUAAUCUUACCACCCUCCUGUUAACCCUUUUAUAGGAAGUAAGUUUGUAUGCGGGGGCGACUGGCUACGAUGUGCUCAACGCUCAUAAGCGAGUUAUUACACUGCGUACUAUGACCCAGAGCACACGCCUGGCACACGCGUGUGUAUUCACUGUGCGGCUCCCCCACCCGGGCAGGAUGUUCACUGGUGGGGUUUCAGCUUUAAUAAAUGUGAACGUUACGCCUGU
Messenger RNA from Spea bombifrons (plains spadefoot toad), 1888 nucleotides. It is a transcript of the gene HADHB, whose product is annotated as hydroxyacyl-CoA dehydrogenase trifunctional multienzyme complex subunit beta. The record is from RefSeq and is a predicted model, not a curated record. Gene Ontology annotation, molecular function: acyltransferase activity, transferring groups other than amino-acyl groups. The transcript is spliced from 16 exons. Gene Ontology annotation, biological process: fatty acid beta-oxidation. The coding region runs from base 78 to 1490 and encodes 470 amino acids. NCBI's taxonomy places the organism in Eukaryota, Metazoa, Chordata, Amphibia, Anura, Pelobatidae.